Messenger RNA from Cricetulus griseus (Chinese hamster), 4095 nucleotides. The record is from RefSeq and is a predicted model, not a curated record. Lineage: Eukaryota; Metazoa; Chordata; Mammalia; Rodentia; Cricetidae.
GAGGCAGGGGCCCGGCUGGGGGGUGGAAUGGUUUCUGUAUCUCGCUGAGGGUUCCCACUUGGCCUUCAGGAAGGGUCAAGACGCAGGGACUUGUACCAAAGGGGAGCAAAGCCGGGCUCUGCCUGAGGCCCCUAGGACCUCCGUCCCCCAAUGUCGGAGGUUCCUUCCCAGGAAUCUGACACGUGAUGGGUGGGACAGCCCUCACAGAGCAGAAGAGCCCUGUAAGUGCCAUGGCUGCGAAGAUGUUGCCUGAUCCGGCUUCGCUGCUGCUGCGGCUUGUGACGCUGCUAUUGCUGCUGCUGUCCCAGGCAGAAGCUCGCUCCUUCGUAGUGGAUCGGCUGCAUGACAGAUUCCUCCUGAACGGGGUCCCGUUCCGCUAUGUUUCUGGCAGUCUGCACUACUUUCGCGUACCGCGGGUACUUUGGGCCGACCGGCUUCUCAAGAUGCGUUUGAGCGGCCUCAACGCUGUACAGUUUUACGUGCCCUGGAACUACCAUGAGCCAGAGCCCGGGGUCUAUAACUUUAACGGCAGCCGGGACCUCAUUGCCUUUUUGGAUGAGGCAACUAGAGUGAACCUGUUGGUCAUACUGAGACCAGGACCUUACAUCUGUGCAGAGUGGGAGAUGGGAGGUCUCCCGUCUUGGUUGCUUCGAAAACCUAAUAUUCAUCUGAGAACCUCAGAUCCAGCCUUCCUUUCUGCUGUGGACUCCUGGUUCAAGGUCUUGCUGCCCAAGAUAUAUCCAUAUCUCUACCACAAUGGAGGCAACAUCAUUAGCAUUCAGGUGGAGAAUGAAUAUGGUAGCUACAGGGCCUGUGACUACAAGUACAUGAGACACUUGGCUGGCCUCUUCCGCACAUUGCUAGGAGACGAGAUCUUGCUCUUCACCACAGAUGGGCCUCAAGGACUCAGAUGUGGUUCCCUACAGGGACUCUAUACCACUAUAGAUUUUGGCCCAGCUGACAACAUGACCAGAAUCUUCUCCCUGCUUCGGGAUUAUGAACCCCAUGGGCCAUUGGUGAACUCUGAGUACUAUACAGGCUGGCUGGACUACUGGGGCCAGAAUCACUCCAUGCGGACCAGUUCGGCAAUAGCCCAAGGACUAGAAAAAAUGCUCAGGAUAGGAGCCAGUGUGAACAUGUAUAUGUUUCAUGGAGGUACUAACUUCGGAUACUGGAAUGGUGCUGACGAGAAGGGACGCUUCCUUCCAAUUACCACCAGCUAUGACUAUGAUGCACCCAUAUCUGAAGCAGGGGAUCUCACACCUAAGCUUUUUGCAAUUCGAAGUGUCAUCAGCAAGUUCCAGGAAAUUCCCUUGGGACCUUUACCUCCCCCCAGCCCCAAGAUGAAGCUUGGACCUCUGACUAUGAACCUGGAUGGGAAUUUGCUGUCUUUCCUAGACUUUCUCUGCCCCCACGGCCCCAUCCGUUCAGUUUUGCCUUUGACCUUUGAGGCUGUCAAGCAGGACCAUGGCUUUAUGCUGUACCGGACCUAUCUGACUUACACUAUUGUAGAACCAACAGCAUUCUGGGUGCCAAAUAAUGGAAUUCAUGACCGUGCCUAUGUGAUGGUGGAUGGGGUAUUCAAGGGUGUUCUGGAGCGGAAUUUGAAACACGAACUAUAUUUGACAGGGAAAGUAGGGGCCAAGCUGGAUAUAUUGCUAGAGAAUAUGGGGAGGCUCAGUUUCGGGUCUAACCACAGUGACUUUAAGGGCCUGUUAGAACCACCACUUCUGGGGCAGACAAUCCUCACUGAGUGGAUGAUGUUCCCUCUCAAAGUUGAUAAGCUUGUAAGGUGGUGGUUCCCCCUGCAGCUGACGAAAAGAGCACAGCCUCAAGCUUCCUCUGGCCCCGCCUUCUAUUCCACAACAUUUUCAGUGUUAGGCAAGCUUGGGGACACAUUUCUGUAUCUACCUGGAUGGACCAAGGGCCAAGUAUGGAUCAACGGGUUUAACUUGGGCCGGUACUGGACAAAGCGGGGUCCACAACAGACCCUAUACGUGCCAAGACUUCUGCUGUUUGGUAGAUCGACAAACAAAAUCACAUUGCUGGAGCUAGAAAAUGUGCCUCAUGAGCCCCAAAUCCAAUUUUUGGAUACGCCUAUCCUCAAUAGCACUUUCCACUGGGGAUAUACCUAUUUCCUCUCAGAAACACAAGGUUCAUAUGAACCAAUGGAGUUAAGUGGGCACUGAAAGAAAGAUAACACUUGAAUCUGGGACAUAGGGCAGGAUCCUUUGGUGCUGGCCACAGUGACCAUAAAUAAUCAAAGGCUACAAUCCCUCUGAAUGUAAGUACAGAUACAAUUUUCUUGCCAAACUUUAUUGUGAUUAAAAUUCCAAAGACAGUACUGGCUCCACACACCUCUGUGGCCCUGUCUUUGCCCUUGUUCCUGAGUGUCCUUCACCCCCAUCUUCCACAUAAUCUCAAGCUUCAGGAGGAGGAAGAAAAACUCUAGGUCUGAAUGUAUCCUCUCGGGGCCCAGAGUUGGACCCAGGUGGCUAUAAGAAAUCAGGAAGAAGGCCUCCCUGCCUGACUGCGAUGGUCUCGGAGGCAACGAGUGGAGCAGAAAGAGAAGUCGAGGUAGUGAAAGGGAACGAGGCCUUGGAGGGACACUCCACAACUCCAACAGCGCCUGAACAAAGGGAAGAAAAAUGACUGGACAGGUACCCCACAAACUUUCCCAUCCAAGCCUUGCCCAGCCUUAAAGGUCCCAGGGAAUCUCGAGUCCCCUCCAUGAUCCUUCUGAACACCAAAAAGGCAUCCUUCCCAGUACCCCAAGUGGCUCCUAUGACACAGGAGCCUACCCUUUCACUCAUCCCCGGGCCCCCAUACCCAGCAUUGACAGCUGCAGAGUCAGGGACUGGAGGCCUAGGGGCUCCCAACUGGGCAGCGAAUCGGCGCUCUGCAGCCAGAGCUCUCUGAAAAACAGAAUAGAUGUUAAAGAAGGGUUUGCAGAGGUGAACGGCACAUCCAGGGAAAUGACUGCUCAAUCUGGGAAGGCAGGCAGGCUCACCUUCUCUCGGUCACUGAGGGCAGCAAAUCGCCGUUGUUCUUCUUGUUCCUGCUCUUCCUGCUCCCUCUGCUUCUGCUGCUGCUGCUCCCGUUGCCGUCGAGCUGCCUUCUGCUCCUUCUUCCUUGUAGCCUGCCGGAUCUCCAUUUCUUGAGUCAGUGGCCCUGGCACCUGGAGGAUUUCCCAAAGAUAUUGUAAAACUACAAGGAAGUAGGAAGGACCUAGUGAGGAUCUCUGAUGCCCUCCCACUCUGUAGCUCCUUUUCCAGCUCACCCGAGCCUUGUUGUAAUCAUAGGCAUCAAGAUUCUUCUCCAUGAACCUUCGGAAUUCAUUUCGCGUUGAUUUGUCAGCUGCUACAGUAUAAGGUGGCCGAGCCCUAGAGUCCCUAAGGACAAAAACCCAAAACCGAGUCUACUUGCCUCCUGCUUUUCAAGUGCCAAAAGGAGCUACCAUCUUAUGCUCUCUAAACUGGCUCCGGAUGGAGAUACUUACUGCACAGUGGGGUCAGCACCUGCCUCCAACAGCAGACGAACUACUAAGCCUCUUCCAGCUGCAGCUGCUGCAUGCAGGAGAGUAAAGCCACCAGAGCCCAAAGGGGCAUUGAGUAGGGACAUAAUGCCAGGGUCUACAGGCCCAGUAGCUAGCUGGAGCUUUAGCACCUCAAUGUCCCCAGCUCGGCAAGCAUAUAGAAGCAUAUCCCAGAGCUCUGGCUGGCCAGGGGCUUUGGACUCAUCAACCAAACUGUCCAAUGGGGUUGUAACCACUUGGUCUGGCUUCGAGAAUGGCUCAUCUUCUUGAGAUUGCUGAAGAAGAGUCACGUGUGUCCCACACUGCUGGUCUUGACUUCUCUCCUUCUUCUUUUUCCUCCUCCUCCGCUUGGGCAAUACCUCAAAUUCACGAAGAUCCAGGGUCCCCAGUGUCAAUUCUACUAGCUCCAACUCUACUUGGGAGCCACCUUCUUCCUGAGACUCUGAACCUAGAAAAAAACAUGCUGUUAGAUCUAUCUAAGGAAUAGGGAGCGGGGGGAACAGUGUGGGCGUCCUCAGAUGGGUUUACGUUUAUAAAAAGAUACUCAGAUCAUCCUGAAA